AGUUAUUGACCUCAAAACACGGUUUUUCGUUUUAUGCAUAGGAAACCAUUUUAAGGACAUGGGGUAUUUAGAAGUAUUCAUAAAUGCUGUUGUUGUAGCUUUGAUGGCUAUGUACGUGUAUGAAAAUCAAAGAAAAAUGGAGAAAAUGUCGACUAGACAUGAUCUAACAGAAAAGGAGCUCGGUGUAUUAAAGAUAGUAUCUAAAAGUAAAGAGGACCAAAUUAACGAGUUAAAGCAAUUAGUAUCUACAAAAGCAGAGACAGAGAAACUAGCCCAAAUAGAAAAUCAACAAAUUUCAGGAAUAAGAAAACUUACUGAAGUAGAAAAUCAACUAAAUGCGGGAACAAGAAAACAAGCUGAACUAGAAAGUCAACAAAACACAGAAACCGAAAAAAUGGCUAAAGUGGAAAAUCAACUACUCAAGUCAAAUGCAAAAGGGGUGACAUACAUCAGAUGGGGUAAGACAAAAUGCGCUGGACCCAGCACUGAAACAAUUUAUUCAGGUCAAGUUGGCGGUGGACACUAUACGCACUCAGGGGCAAGUGUGAACUAUAUAUGUUUACCUAAUAACCCAGACGUGGCACAGCCUCUGAAAUCACAUGAUGCUUACGCUAAUCUGUAUGGAGCAGAAUAUGAAGUAUUUGACUAUAACACACCACAAGGAAUCAGGUCUGGGAUUGGUCAACAUGAUGUUGCUUGUGCAGCAUGCCUAGCUAAAGAAAAAAUAGCAUCAAUCAUGAUUCCAGGAAGGAAAACUUGUUACAAUGGAUGGACAAAAGAAUACGAAGGAAUUUUAAUGGCAGGAUACCACAGUCAUGCUGCUGCAUCAGAAUUCGCUUGUGUAGACAGAGAUGCUGAAGCAAUAGCAGGUGGAUCUCAGAACGAAGAUGGAAUAUUAUUUUAUCCUGUAAAAACACAGUGCGGGUCACUAAAAUGUCCGCCAUAUAAACAUGACACAGAAGUAUUGUGUGUUAUUUGCUCAAAAUAGCGAUGGAAAGAUAUUGUAUUGGUUCAAUUUUGAAUGUCAAAGAUGUAGCAAAUCAGAUAAA
Mytilus trossulus (common blue mussel) is the source of this 1049-nucleotide messenger RNA. RefSeq lists its product as uncharacterized. NCBI's taxonomy places the organism in Eukaryota, Metazoa, Mollusca, Bivalvia, Mytilida, Mytilidae. The transcript is spliced from 5 exons. The record is from RefSeq and is a predicted model, not a curated record. The coding region runs from base 59 to 988 and encodes 309 amino acids.